AUGUCUUUUUUUCCUGCUGUCAAGGAAUCCCACUCAAACGACACACGGUAUCAAUCUACUUUGCAACAUGUUCAAGAGCAUGUUCAGAAUGUUGAUAAUAAAAGGAGGAUUCGAUGUGCUUCCUGGAACAUUGGUUCACUGACUGGCAAAAGUUUGGAAUUGAUAGAUGUCAUGAGGAGGAGAAGGAUUAACAUUGCAUGUAUCCAAGAGACAAGAUGGAAAGGGAUGAAAGCUAAGAUGUUGGACGACUUUAAACUUUGGUAUUUGGGAGACCAAAAUGGAAGAGGUGGAGUUGGCAUAGUGGUGGAUAAAGACUUGAAGAACGAUGUGGUAGAUGUUAAAAGAGUGGGGGACAGCAUCAUAUCUUUAAAGUUGGAGUUAGAUAAAGAAGUGGUCAACAUUAUUGACGUUUUUGCUCCGCAAGCAAAGAUUGGAUAA
Molecule: messenger RNA, 438 nt
Organism: Macadamia integrifolia
Lineage: Eukaryota; Viridiplantae; Streptophyta; Magnoliopsida; Proteales; Proteaceae
Exons: 1
Coding region: 1-438 (145 amino acids)
Source: RefSeq, a predicted model, not a curated record